Molecule: messenger RNA, 13174 nt
Organism: Cinara cedri
Lineage: Eukaryota; Metazoa; Arthropoda; Insecta; Hemiptera; Aphididae
Source: the annotation of a GenBank genome assembly
CAUUCCAGUAUGCAAUAUUUAUUAUACUACUUCAGUUAUAUUUUGUGGUAGAUAGUGUAUACACCGUGGAAAAAUAUAUCAAUAGUACCUACCUAUAGUUUAGUUGUUUCAGACUAUAUCUUAAGAAUACGUUGAUAGUAAUAAUAAUUUAUGUUAUUAUAAAGCAGUAAUGUAACUUAUUCGCUGACAGGGACGAUCGAAAUAAUAUUAUUACAGUAGUGAUUUAUAGACUGAUUACAAUAUAAUUAUCUCAUUAUGUACCGUGUACUCCUUGUCAUCACAGCAAUUAUGACCACAUCAAAUAAUUAUGUAGGUAAGUGUAAUUUUUUUACAAAACAAAAACCGUUAAAAUUAAAUAACUAUGAUAUAUAUACCAACGACGUUUCACAGUAAAAAAGGCUUGUUUCAAACUAAUUUUUCCGAAAAUUCAUCGUAGGUCAUCUAGUACCAACGUCCUCAAAUUGUUUGACGAAAUAUCAACUUUUUGUGAACCUACGACCUAAAACGUUAAUUUUGUAACAAAAUAGAUUGGUGUAAUCGCAUUGAAAGUAAUGUGUAACACUUCACGUCGUUUCAUAAGUAUCAAACUAAUUAAACCAAUAAAAUAAACUAUAACGAUAAUAUGAAUGAUCAGUUUAAAGCUGAAACUUUGGACUUCCUAAUAUUGUUGUAAUACUCAAAUCUCCUACAGCGUGUAUAGCUAAUUUUGCUUCAUCUGUGGAAAUUUCCAUUUUAAUUUUUCUAAUUAAUUUCCAAAUAGUUGGAUGCUUAUGUCUACAGAGUUUUGAAAAUCUAUUAUUCCACCCUUCCGUCACAUUAUUCGUUCGGUGACCCCUACUAAAGUGGUUGUGUAUUACAAACUCAUACCGUAGAAAAACGUAUACAACGUUCAUGUAUACAAAUAUAAGCGGGCAAAAUUGGUAUAUUAGAUUUUUUAACAUUUGUUAGUCAUAAUAUUUAGAAAGAGGUGUGAAUAAUUUGGUUUAAUUAUUUUAUAUUAGUUGUUUUUUAAUUAAUUAUAUAAUAAGUUAUGAGUUUGUUUUAAGUUUGUAAAUUAUAAUAAUUAUUACUUAUUAAUUAAUUUUUUAAAUUAAUAUACUUUCCUAGUGUGGGGCUUUUUUUUACCGGAAUGUUUUUAACGGGACUUUUAUUUUCGAGAAGUCACGCGGCGUUUUAAUAGUACAUCAUUACUCUCCUCCAAUCUAAACUUAAAAGUGGAAUAUCUUGUCAAAAAUCAAAAAUAUCAACACUAAAAUUUAUUCUAACUUAUACUCCAUCUAUUUAUGGACUUUUUAUUAUAGGUUUCCAUUUUAAAAUCCAAAGGAGGUAGUGGUUCAACCCCCAAAAAUAACAUUUUUUAUCAUUUGGUAAAUUAGUUUAAGUUAACUUUAGUCAAAUACUAGCUUGGAAUUUAACAAGUGACAUGUGAAAAAUUGUAUGAAUAUUUAUUUGUAUUCCAAUCUUUAAACCAUACAAAUCUAUACUAUCUAAUCAUAUACUAUUUUAUAAAUAUUAUGGAGUGCAACGUACUUUCCACUUUAUGUAUAAUAUUUGUUGUAUUGCAGACAGUGAGACAAACAUUACGCCAGUCAGAAGACAACUGCAGUUUUACGAUCAAAAUACCUUUUCAAGUUAGUAAAUCCAUAAAUGAUUUUAAUCAAUAAACAUUAGAAAUAUUAAAAUAUCAUUUUGUAGAUCAUUAUAAUAAUAUUAAUAGACCUUAUAUCUGAUAAAUGAAAGACGUAACAGUGGCUGCACCCGUCCCCAUUAUCCUUGGACGUCUUUGUAAAUAGGUAUUAAAAUAUUCAAUUUUUUUUUUAUACGCAGUUCGUUUUCUUCGACUUUUACGUCUUCUUUCAUUUCAAAACACAUUUACUAUUUUCUUCAGAGCCAAUUGCUUCUUCACCUAAACGACUUGGAAAGCGAUGCGUAUUUACUAUUUAUUAUGCUCUAGAUAUUUUUACAAAUUUCACCUUUAUUAACAACGUUAUUAGAUUGUCAAUUAAGUUGUAAAAUAACGUUGUAUUAUUAUAACAAUUAUGAAAACUAAUAGCACAUUAAUAUGAACUGAGAUAGUACGAAUGCGCACUUUAUACUUUAAAAUAAGAAAAUGUUACAUAUUUUUAGUUUUAUUCUAUUUUUAUUUUCAUGCUGGACAAAAUUAGAAGUAAAGAAUCAAAAGUAAUGUACAUUUUAAAACUAUGCCUAAGUAUUGUAUACAAAUUAUUAACUUUUGUAUAUUGGAUUUUAUUUCAGAUUGCGGCCGAAUAUUUGAUCCAGACACAAAUAAUUAUGGUGGGCAAAAAUACGGAUCGGCACCUUGGAAUGUUGGUAUUUAUUACAAAAACAACUCAAAUGAUGUGACGUAUAUUCUAAUAUGUGGAGGAACAUUAAUUUCUCCGAAUUUAGUUGUUACAGGUACAAUGACUGUACUGAGUGUUAAAUGAAUGAGAAAUGAAAACGUAUGUUUAUGUUUUUGUAGCGGCUCAAUUUUUUUGGCAAAACGAUUUAAAAGAUAAAACCAUCAGGGAUGAUAGUAAAUUGUAUAAAAUAGCUGUUGGGAAGUACACGCGAAGUAUUUCAAAAGUAGACAAUAAUUCCACUCAGAUUAUCGAUGUAAGUCAAAUAAAAAAAAAAACAAAUAAAUAAAAUAAAACUUACAUAAUUUUCAAAUUAAGUAAUCUGGUAUUUACACAAAUUAUGCAGGUGAAUUUAAUAUACUUGGAAAAAAAUUAUCGAGAUUCGGCUAACUAUUUUGCGAACGACAUAGCUAUAAUUGGUUUAAAAAAUAACGCCAUAAUGUCUAGCGCUGUUAUGCCGGUUUGUAUUGAUUGGAUUAACAAAUAUAGUAUUCCAAAUGGAUCCAUCGGAAAAGUAAAUGUUCAAUGUUGAUAAAUAUUAUUAUUUUCUAAUACAUAUAUAUAUAUAUAUAUAUAUAAUGCAUAUCAACAUUUUAAGUUUUCACAGUGCACCCUAAUAAAUCUGUUUUGUAGAUCGUUGGAUGGGGAAUGACAGAAAUUAUGACACCAAGUCCUGUUUUGUUGGAAUUGUUUUUACCGUAUUUAAACCAUUCUACAUGUAAGGAGUUGAACUUAGAUCAACCAUACAUCACCAGUGAUAAAUUUUGUGGACUCACAGGUAAUCAUUAAUAUACCAAUACACAUUAUACUUAAUGCGAAUGUCAUAUAACAUAUUAUGGGUACAUCUACAUCAUUGGAUGAUAUAUUUUUUAUUGGGCUAAAAGAAUCAAUUAAAUAAUGCAUUGUGCAAUUGUGCAUCAUGUAGGUGCUAGUGAUGUAAUAUAAAUCCAAAUUAUCUGAAAAUACAAAAAUCUGGAUUUUAGAUUUCGGAUUUCAAAGUCCAGGAAUUCGAACUUCGGACCUCAAAAUCAAAAUUUUAGAUUUUAAAAUUUUUUUUCUAAAUUUAUUAUAUAUUUGUAUAAACCCCUUGCUACAAUCAGAAUUAAAAUUAAAUUUUCCUCGUCUUGGCUUUUCCGUGUCUGUUAUAUAUUUAUUUAUUAUUGUUAUGAUAAAUACUAUUGUAGGAAAUAGGAAUACAGUCAUAUAAUAUCAUGUUACGUAAACUUCUAUAAAGCAGUUAAUAGAUUAACAGGAAGCUCAAUAUUAUUGAAAAUAUACAGUGUCCCCCUCCCUCCUCCUGGAAUUUUGAUGAUAGACGCUCUUGAGUACAACUAAUUUAUUAUUAUUAUUUCAUCAGUGGUUAAAAUGAAAAAAUAUUCGUAGAAGAACUAAAUUUAUAGAAAAUUGAGUGAUCAUCCCGAUUAAUAACUUAACCUAACUAAACUUAAUCAGGAAAUUCAUAACGGAGACAAGACUUUUUUUCACACACAUUUAUAUAUAAGUAUAUAAUAAUGUUAUAUAAAAACGGUUUAAAAAUAAACUGCUUCUCUUCAAAUAUUAUCCUACCAGUUUGCCUGCUCAGUAAAAUAAAAUAAAACAGUCUGUUUACAAAUAUUUUAAUAGGUAUUUAAAGAAUAUAAUUAAUAAAAUUAAUUGGAGUCCAUACAUUUUCAUUAAAAAGGUCUUGGUGGAAAUUACGAAAGCAUACUCUCAGACCUCAACAAAUUCAACUAAAGGGGAUUACUAAUUUUAACUUAACAAGAAGGAAUACGACGAUCAUCUUCCCCUAUUUAAUCAUUUAUUUGUUGUAAAUUUGAUCGUGAAUUGUUCGUUUGUUUUCAAUUAUUCUUUAAAGCGUUUGCUUUGCUAUUUCUAUGUUGGUGAAUUUGUAACAUGAUACAUUCGGCAAACACCUCUCAAUUUAUUUCAGAAAAAAAAACCCGGCAAUAGUAGUUGUAUAGCUUCUGUUGAGCUAUUUUGAAUAUAUUCCCUUAACAGACAACCGAAACUUUAUUAAUCAUUACAUACACAUAUGUUGUUAUUUCAAGGUUGAAAGACAUAUUUAAUAAAAUUAAUUGAUUUAUAAUUAUUAUUUCUCAUAUACAGGUAUUUCUAUGAAAUUUAUUACAUCGAUAGAUGUGAUUAAUAUUAUGCUCAUGAAACCAACAAACAUAGUAACACUUCGAUGUUAUGGUGAUGAAUGUUGUAAAGCAUUCAAUAGCUUUGAUGCCCUGAAGUCUAUAAAUAAAUAACGAUUUUGAUUUUAGGAAAAUUAUUUCGUGGAGGAGAAGCUGGUUUCGGUGGUGCAGGCUUGACAUUCGCACAAAACAAUUUACAUUUUUUAAGUGGAAUAAUGAGUAUUAGGUAUAAAGGCAAAUACGAACUAUUAACAGAUGUCAGUCAACAUAUUCCAUGGAUUCGGUCUAUUUUUUUAAAAAAUUCAAGUAAUUAAUAAAAUAUAUAAUGUAUUUCAUAUUUUAAAAAUCAAUAAACACGAGAGCAAAAUAUAUUUAAACAUUCAAUUAUUUAUCUUUUAUUCUAGACUGUGGUCAUUUAUUUACUCCGCAUGAAGACAUAAAUACUGCGAAAGAAAAAUAUGGAUCCGCACCUUGGAAUGUUGGAGUUUAUCGAAAAAACAAUACAACUCAAGAAUACGUCAUGAUAUCUGGGGGAACAUUAAUUGCUCCGAAUUUAGUUGCCACAGGUAUAAAAACGGUACUCUAAACAAAGAAAGUUAAAAUAAGAAGUGAAAACAUGUUCUGCUUAUGCUUUUAGCUGCUCAAUUUUUUUGGCAAAAUAAUUUAAAAGAUAAAAUAGUAACAGAUAAUGUUCAACUUUAUAAAACAGCUGUUGGGAAGUAUACGCGAAAUAUUUCAAAAGUAGACAAUGAAGCCACUCAGAUUAUUGAUGUAAAUAAGAUUUAAAAAAAAUAAAACGUAUACCUAAUUUUCAAAUUAUAUAAUUUGGUAUUUUGUGCAGGUGAAUUCGAUAUAUUUGGAAGACAAUUAUGAAGAUAGUUCUGGCUAUUAUGCGAACGAUAUAGCUAUAAUUGUUUUAAAAAAUAAUGUCAUAAUAUCUGAUGCUGUCAUGCCUGUUUGCAUUGAUUGGAAUAGAAAAUAUACUAUUCCAAGUGGUUCAAUUGGAAAGGUAAAAGUUCCAAGUUAACAAAUAUUAUUAUUUUUAUUGGUACAAUGUGAUCAUAUUUUAAUUCAAGUAUCACCAAAUAUUUUGUCGGACUGACUUUGGAUUUAAAUUCGGGAGGUCAUAGAGCGUAUUGAAAUGCAUAAUGUAGGGUAUAUUUCAAAUAUUAAGCCUUUUAGUGCAUACAAAUGCAAUAAAAAUGUAUUUUUUUUUUCAAACAACACCUGUUAUAGUAUUUUAUUCGAAUGAUGUUGUUUUUUCAAAAAACUUUGAUCUUUACAUUUUUUUUAUCUUAAAAACUACAUGAUAUAAAGAUCAAUAAGUUUAUAUAUUAAGUUAAGAUAUAAGUUUUUCUCGGUUUUAAAAAGUUAAAAAUAUAUUGUAUAUAUACAUAAUGCGUACGUAAAUGAAUGUAUAUAUUAUUAUGUAUGUGAAAUUUAAAAAAAUUAUCUCUGUUAAUAAUUUUUUCUCCAUAAAACAGUAAUAUAAUUUCUUUGCUAUUGAAUUCAUUAGUCUUAAACUUGCCGGAAAAUCAAUACAAAUUAAAUCGUUUUAAUCAAUUUUAGAUUGAGUAUUAUUAUAAUACUCAAUUUACAAUAUUUUAUUCUUAUUUUAGUUUAAUGAAUUGCCGUAUUAAUGUGUAACCAUCCGUACUUAUAAUACGUUUCAAACGUAUUUUUUUUUAAAUAUUUACCUUAUUGUUUCAUGUGACUUAAUUUAAUUGUUCUAUUUAGUUACACAUAGUACUCGUUUAUAUGCUACCGUAAUGCAAAUUAUUUCGUUUUUUAUUUUUAUUUAAAUAUUCUAUUUGCCAGUGGUUAUAGCGAAUAUUAUAAUUUAAAAUUAAAACAACAAAUUUACCAUCAUACCUCUUAAUUUUUCAUUGGCCUUCCCAGUGGCGUGCCAAGAAAUUUUCAAUGGGAAGGGAUGCAGCAUAAUGAGAAUCGUGAAUAAAUUGUAAAAUCGUUUUUUCUACCAACCUCGACUAUGGGAAUCGAUAACUGAAAAGCCGGAUUAGGAUAUUUAGGAAUAAAGCCAAUUUUUUAUCAAUACAUUAAGCUUUUCCUCUCGUGACUGCUGAAAUAUAUAUGAAUUUCAAUAUUAGAUUCCUCGUAUUUUUUUUGUAAUUUUAAACGAAUGGGGGUGGGGGGAUAUAACCCCUAACCUCCCCUUGCGCGCGCCACUGGGUCAACCUGCCAUUAAAAAAAAUAUUGACAAUAUUUAAUAUUAUUGAAGAUUGAUCUUAACGAAGUUGAAUUUCAUUUUUUAAAAUGUGUUUAAAGUUUUAGAAAUAAAUUUAAUUAUUUAGGAAACAUAAAAUUGAUUUUGUUAAUAAUAAAAACCCGAGAGUAUUAACUUUUUAUAUAUUAUAUAAAUUAUUAUAAGACAAAUUCAAAAUUUUGAAGGACUUGGAGAAAAGAUAAUUAGAAAGAAAACAAUAUUUCAGAUGCCCACUUUAUAUCUACUGACUACUCAUAUGUAUUAAUUUUAAAUAUAAUUAAUUCAACUGUUUUUAUAGAUUGUUGGUUGGGGGUUAACAAAGAAUAAUGAACCAAGUAACGAGUUAUUAGAAUUGACAUUACCAUAUACCGACCGCAUUACAUGCGGUAAUUUAAAUACUGUAUUGCAGAGAUACGUGACCAGUGAUAAAUUCUGCGCUCUAAAAGGUAGUAAUUGGCUUAGUUAUUAUACUAUAAUUAGUUAGCCCAUUUUUAUACCGUAAUCAUACAAAGGAAUACAUUGAUAGAAAUUUAAUUUUUAUCAAUGUAUUCAAUCAAUAAUUAAUAAACAAUUCGUAAAACUUAAUAAAAUCUAUAUCUGUGAUUUAAAAACCACGUUUUGUGUACUAAUAAUACCCAUGAUAAUAAAUCAUAGGUAAUUAUGAAUAAUAUUUACAGGGCAAGAAUUUCUCGGGGGAGAAGCUGGUUUUGGUGGUGCAGGUUUAACGUUUGCAGAUAAGGACGGUUUACAUUUUUUAUCCGGAAUAAUGAGCAUUACUUUUCGAGGAACAAUUGAAAUAUUAACAGACAUCAGUAAACAUAUCCCAUGGAUUUAUAACAAAUUUAAUGAAAUGGGUAAACGAUUAUAAUAUUUAACUUUUUAUCAUUAGAUGUAGGUAGAUUGAAUUUAUAACAUUAGUUUAUUUUUCUAGGAAUAGAAUUACAGGUAGGGGAAAAUAAUUAUAAUAACGAGAAUAUAUCGAUUGAACAAGUUAAAAAUCCAGGUAGGUAUUAAAAUUAUAUGCCUUGCUCCUCCUAAUGAUAACUAAAACCAAACACUAUUGUAUAACUUUGUAAGGAGUAAUUUUAGUUUUACAUAUUUUCUUGAAAACAUACAUUGAAAUUAAAAAUCCACGAAGUACUUAUUGUGGAGUAAAUUGCUUUAUCUAAAUGUUCAAAAGUCAAUAAAACAAUUAACUCGGUUUAUUUUUAUCAAGAAUUCUAAUAAUCACAUUUGCGGCAAAGUGGCCUUUGCAAUCUGUUGUUUCGUCUAUAGAAAUAAGUAUUUUUUAGCCAAUGACAUUAUUCCUAAUAUUUUUUUAUUGUUUCUUCAUAAAAAUCAGUUAAAUAAUUGUUGCAGGAAGUUAACUCGUCUGAUAUAUCUUUAUCUGCAUAUUUUGUUUAAAAAUUACGAAAAAUUGUAUUAUUUAUUUUGUUGAAAGGAAUAUUUGCUUCUAAAAACGCUCUGCACACAUCCAUGCAAAAUUAUGAUUUUUUACCGACCACAUUGAAAAUUAAUUGUUGUAACUGAGUUUGUUUCUGUCGAUCAGCUGUGUGAAUAUGUUUAGCCGCCUUAAAUGUAGUUCGACGGUAAAACGACGUUCACAUCCUACUUUAGUUUCACACACCUUGCAAUAUAAAACCAAGCUAUCUGUACACAAAAUAUCAUUUCCGAACUCGUUAACAGAGGCGAAUUUAACUAGAUGACUUAGACUUCGACAUUUUUUAAUAAAAGUAAAGUUAACCGCGUAAAAAUAUAACACUCGUCACGACCGACAACGAAACACGGCGAUUAAAGUCGUACUAAUACGUAGUCCAGCGUGUUUAUAACACUUCACAACUUUAUAUAUGUGCUACACAAUGUUUCAGAAUCGAUAUCACACGCCUAUAUAAUAUAAUAUAUUAUAUGUAUUUAUAGUUUUAGGAACUACAUCUAAUUCAUUAAGAUCAACAACAUCUUCGUCAGUUUCGACUGAAUCGUCUACGCAGUAAGACUUCUCAAUAAUUCAUUAGUUUAUAAUCGUACUGACUUGAUAUACAUAAAUUAGAUUUCCGUAUUGAGUAAUGAGUACUUCUAUUCAUAAGAUAUAACAAUACAAUACAUUGGCUGUUCCAAAAUUCUUUGAUUGAAUUCACUAAGUAUUUAGCCAAUAUUUUAAUGCGUUUUCGUUUUAUGACAAUUUUCGUAAAUCCAAGUCGGUCAUAAACACAGAACUUACAAUAUUUUAAAUAUUUGUACAAUAAUAGUAACUAAUAAUGCCUUAUUUUGUCAGGGUUACAUGUAUGAUACCGUUUACCGAGGGCAGUACAUAUUCCAUUUUUAACAGAAAUUCAAAUGCAAAUCAAGUUCUACGUCCUGAAACGCAAGUUCCUCUAAACAGUAAAGUUGAAGAAACCUGCGUCAAAGGAUAUUAUAAAGUCCAAACAUUUAGAAGAAAACAAAUGAAAUGUGACGAGAAUGGAGAAUGGUUCCCACCACUAAAUGAAAGUGAACCAUUAUGUUUGAGUUAGUAUUUCCUUAUUUCAUAUAAAUAGUUGGACACUGCAUAAUGUCACAUCAAUCAUUAUCAUAAUAUUUAACAAUUUGAUCAUAAUCAUUUGUUACUUCUUAAUUGAACUCGAUUAAGACUAUAAAGAUUUGUUUCUAUAGGAAAAUGUCCACCUUUGAAAUCGGAUAGUUUGGAUCUUAUAUGCACAUUUAAUGGCCGUGAAGUCGACUGUGCAGAUCAGGCAAUAAAUGGAACUACAGUAAAACCAAAAUGUAAAGUCACACACAGUUUACAAGGUGGACAACUUGAGACUCCGAUGGUAUCAAUUUGUUUGCCUAAUGGAUCCUGGAGUCAAAAACUUUACAGCUGCAUUCUAAGUUAAUUUAUUUUUAAUAAGACAUACAUUUAUUUUAUAAUCUUAACUGUUAAGUAUUUCAAAUUCGCAGAAAAGCGAGGAAAUCAAUAAAUUAAUAAUACUGUAGGUUUUUUUUAAAAAAAAAUUGUCAGUGCAAUAAAUUUUGUGCACUAAUAACUGAUACUCAAAUAUCAUAUAUCAAAAUUUUCCAAACUUUUUUUUUCUUUUUUUUCUAUAUAUAUUUUUUUUUGUCUUCUUAAUUUUAUAUUUACCCUUUUAUCGGUUUAUCACAAAGUUGUUAUUAAAUGCUUGGUGGCUUUUUUGGAGAUUUUAUAAUCCUAUAUGGUGCUUUGAAUAUCUUGAUGCAGUGAAAAAUCUAGAAAAAAUGAUUUUAAAAAUUGUGGAUUGUGAAAUUUCUAAAAACAGCAUUUAAGCAUUUAAUAGUGAUUUCAUGAAAAAACUGGUAUAAUGAUACAAUAUAAAAAUAAAGAAAAAAUAGGGAAUUAUAGAGAAAUGGAAAUAAAAAUUUAAAAGCUCGCUAAAUAUUAAUGAAAAAUCACUUUUCGGGUGAAUUUUGUUUUAAAACAUGUCCCCCUAUUAGAUAUAAUAUAGGUAUUAUAACUGUUAUUAUUUUUUUACCAGUGAGCAUAACUGUUAAUAUAGAAUUAUAAAUAAUUUAUUGUUUUAAAUUGUUCACUAGAUUGUGGUAAAAGGACUGCAGUUCAUCCCAGUUUUCCAUUAAUAAUUGAAGGUGUAAAUUCAAAAUUCGGGUCUGCUCCUUGGAAUGUCGGUGUAUAUGCCAAAGUAAAAGACAAUAAUUAUGAAUUACGAUGUGGAGGAACAUUAAUUUCUAAAAAUUUAAUUAUUUCCGGUAAAUCUUUUUUACUUGUAUUUAACGGUAAAUGAAAAUAACUGUAUAAACGUGUUUUAGCCGCUACUAGUUUUUCAAAAACUGGAUCAAAGCAUUAUAUAUCAGUAAAAAAUGGUUUGUAUAAAGUUGCUGUUGCAAAAUAUACGCGUGAUAUUUCAAUAAAGGACAAUCAAUUUACCCAGAUUAUCGGUGUAACUCAUUUCCUAUUGAUAUUUUAGAAACAGUAUAAUAUUUCAAUUAUUCAGCCUUGUAUUUUAAAACCAAAUAUAUAGGUCAGACACAUAUACUUGGAAGACAAUUAUUUUGGAUCCUCUGGACAUUAUGCUAAUGAUAUAGCUAUUAUAGUGUUGACAAAUGACGUUGAUGUGAGCCAUUUUGUUUUGCCAGCUUGUAUCGAUUGGACUGCGAGAAAUCCUGUUCCAGAUAAAUCCAAAGGAAUGGUAAAUGUAUUGCAUAUUAUAGGUAUACUGCACAAUAAUGAUCUGCACAGUCUAGUCUUUAUUUUUUUUUUUCGGUUCGGUUCGAUUCUUAAAUCGAAUCGAGUAUUUUUAUCAGGCAAUCUAACUUAGUAUAUAAAUUAGUUUCUGAAAUUUUCCAAAUUUCAAACUUAGUUAGUUAGAAGUAUUACGCAAAUUAAUUAUGAUGAAGGUAACUAACUUAAAUUAUUGGAGAUUAUUGAAUAAUUAAAUUGAACAACUAAUAAUUUGAUCAAAUGUUUUAAGUAGGUCAGUAUUAACCUUGAUUUCUUCUUGAAUUUCGCUUAGCUCAGUCCUCGAUUUUUGGAUUCUGAGUAUAUUAAAGAAUUUAUUAGUUUUACAAAGAUGUUUAGAAGUCUUACUCCGUUACGCACGUGUAGCACUAUUCCUGAAAGGAAAUAUUGUCUAUAAGAUACUUUAGCGAGGUUCUUUUUUGAUUUAUUAAGCGAUUUUUAAAAUAUCUGAGAAAACCAUACCGUGAACACCAUACUAGAAAAAUAUUACGAGUUAAAACUAUGGAGGACUUAUUUAAUAAUCUCUUAGUUUCUUCGGAUCCGUAUAUAUCUAGUUUACGUAAAAUGCAUGACAACAAAUAUAUUCCGUUAAGUAUUGAAGCAAAACAGCUAUUACUAAUAAGCAAAGAAGAAAAUGAAAAUGAAGAUGAAUACGAAGAACAGUAUGAUAGCGAUGAAGAAAAAUCGGAUGAUGUUUAACUAUCUUUAUUUUAUAUUUAGUUUCGAAUUAAUCUACCAUUUCAUGUAAAUUAUAAUUAUAAUUUGUUUGUUUAUCGCAAUAGACAAAAAAAUUAUUAAAUAAUAAAAGCACUGUUCUAAUGAUUGAAAAAAUAUCUCCCUUAACUCUCAAAAUCGGUGUAUAUACUAAAAAUAAAUACAAUUUGGAUUCGAAAUCCUCAAAAAUUUAUAAUUUUACCUAUGAAACGAUUUCGUUCAUUGAUUGUAUAAUAUUAAUUUUGACCCGUUUUUUGGGAUUCUGACCCACAGUGCACCGGUCCGAUUCGCUCUUUGGUAACUAAUUUACUUGCCAAUACGCACCACUGAUUACAUACCUACCAAAUCACUGUACAAAUAUUCGAAAUCAAACACAAUUCUCUAUUAUGCAUAAUGUGAUAAUUUUAUUUUAUAGAUUGUUGGAUGGGAAAAAACAGAAAAGGCCGAGAAUAAUAAAUUAAUGGAAGCUACGUUACCGUAUAUUGACCGUAUUAAGUGCGUAGAGUUAUACCAAAAGAUUAAUGAAGAUUUCAAAAUAUUUUUGACAGCAGAUAAAUUUUGUGCUGGUUCUGAAUCGGGUAAUAAAAAUGUCUUUAUUUAUUUAUCUAAAAAUGUAUUAGUUUAUUUUACAUUUUUUUAACGGUAAUGAUUAAACGUCUAUAGAUUUUAAAGCUAAGACAGGUAAGGUGUAUAUUGUACAUCCGUGUACAUUUUAUAUCUCCUCUAAAGGAUAUCAUUUAUUAUCUAUUGAUUAUUUAUUGUUUAUCAAAUUAUCAAUUAAGUUACGGAUUUGUUAUUAUUUGAGAUGCUGUUGCUAUUUUGAAUCUAGUAUUCAAAUCUGUCGAUAAUUCUACCAUAAUUAGUUACUAGUGUUGUUAAGUAUAAAUUUUAAAUCUGAUUUUCAGGACAAGGAGUGGAUCGAGGAGACGGCGGUUUUGGUAUAACUUUUGAACACAGCGGUUUGCAUUAUUUAACCGGAAUAUCAACCAUUAAAGAUGCUGCGAACAAUUCGUACUCGGUGUUUACAAACGUCGGUUACCAUAUAGAAUGGAUAAAAUCAAUAGUGGAUGAUUAUAAUAAAAUAAAAGAGCCUAUACCCAGAAAAUGAAACACAAUAGAUUCUCCUUGUGUUGAAUGCGCAGAUAUCUAUAAGACAUACUAUACUAGAUUACCUGAUGUACUUACGAUACUUUACAUUAUGAUUAGUGAAUCACGGCUGCGCGUGCUUAUCACAUGUCCACCAUUUUCUCAGAUGGCAAAACAAUAAUUUACGCUUAUGAAAUACGUACAACAUUAAACUUUUUAAAUUGUAUUAAAACAAAUAUAUUAUUGAAUACUUAUAAGACGAGAAACAAUCAUUAUUACGGAAAGAAUUUAUUCUUUUGGUAGUUUAUAAAAACACCCACUUUUCAUCAGUCUGCAAUUUAUGUUUUUGAUUCCAAAUAAAAUAUCCGUUAAAACACAGGAAAAUCAUAAUCGGGAAAAUAAUAAUAUUAAUAAUUGUAUUGGUUCCCAAAAUAUUCUUGUUAAAUUG